AUGGAAGUGACUGGAUUCCGCGCCACCUCUUCAUUUCUUGGCAUCUACAGUGGCUUCAACUACAACUGUGAGCACUACAACACCAAUGAUCACUACCCCUACAAACGCAACCACAGAAAAUCUUACAAGCACCACACCUGUAACAAAUACAACUACUGUGUCUACAACAGCUUCAACUACACCUGUGAACACUACAACACCAAUGAUUACUACCCCUACAAACGCAACCACAGAAAAUCUUACAAGCACCACACCUGUAACAAAUACAACUACUGUGUCUACAACAGCUUCAACUACACCUGUGAACGCUACAACACCAAUGAUCACUACCCCUACAAACGCAACCACAGCAAAUCUUACAAACACCACACCUGUAACAAAUACAACUACUGCGUCUACAACAGCUUCAACUACACCUGUGAACGCUACAACACCAAUGAUCACUACCCCUACAAACGCAACCACAGCAAAUCUUACAAGCGCCACACCUGUAACAAAUACAACUACUGCAUCUACAACAGCUUCAACUACACCUGUGAACACUACAACACCAAUAAUCACUACUCCUACAAACGCAACCACAGCAAAUCUUACAAGCACCACACCUGUAACAAAUACAACUACUGCGUCUACAACAGCUUCAACAACAACUGUGAACGCUACAACACCAAUGAUCACUACCCCUGCAAAUGCAACCACAGCACAUCUUACAAGCACCACACCUGUAAGAAAUACAACGACUGCAUCUACAACAGCUUCAACAACAACGCACGGUUCAACUGCGGCAACAACAGCAACUGGUUCAACAACAACAGCAGCAGCAACAACAACAUCAUCAUCAACAACAACAACAACAACAGCAACAACAACAACAACAACAACAACAACAACAACAACAGCAGUGGCAGUAGUUCGCGCACCAAUUGUUGUUGUUGCAGCAGUUUUGGUUAAACAAUUUGUGGCUGAACUGGAAGAUAAAAACAGCCCACAAUUUAAGGCACUUGAGGAGCAAGUGGUACUAGUGUAUGAAUUCAUCUAUAGAGCUAGAUAUGGUUUACUUUUCAGCCGUGUAAUUGUCAUAGCAUUCAG
This is a messenger RNA of Oreochromis niloticus (Nile tilapia), 1089 nucleotides long. RefSeq names its product probable serine/threonine-protein kinase clkA. Lineage: Eukaryota; Metazoa; Chordata; Actinopteri; Cichliformes; Cichlidae. The coding region runs from base 1 to 951 and encodes 316 amino acids. The record is from RefSeq and is a predicted model, not a curated record. The transcript has 4 exons.